CACUCUUCUGUUAUAACGAGUUCUGAUGGCUGGGAAUAAAGGAAGAGGACGUGCUGCUUAUACCUUUAAUAUUGAGGCGGUUGGAUUUAGCAAAGGUGAAAAGUUACCUGAUGUAGUAUUGAAACCACCCCCACUAUUUCCUGAUAUAGAUUAUAAGCCAGUGCCACUAAAAACAGGAGAAGGUGAAGAUUAUAUACUGGCCUUGAAACAGGAGUUGAGAGAAACAAUGAAAAGAAUGCCUUCUUUUAUUGACACACCUGAAGAAAAACAAGAUAUUGAACGAUAUAGUAAAAGAUAUAUGAAGUUACACAAAGAAGAAUGGAUACCAGAUUGGAGAAGACUCCCAAGAGAGUUGAUGCCAAGGAAAAAAUGCAAAAAAGCAGGCCCAAAAUCCAAAAAAGCAAAAGAUACAGGCAAAGGUACUUCACUCACUAAUACUGCAGAUGUGUUGGAAAAAAUUGAGGAAUUGGAAAAGAGAGGUGAUGGUGAAAAAUCAGAUGAGGAAAAUGAAGAGAAAGAAGGAAGCAAAGAGAAAGGUAAAGAAGGCGAUGAUGAUGACGAUAAUGAUGCUGCCGAACAGGAGGACUAUGAUGAAGAAGAGCAAGAAGAGGAAAAUGACUACAUUAAUUCAUACUUUGAAGAUGGAGAUGAUUUUGGUGCAGACAGUGAUGACAACAUGGAUGAAGCAACCUAUUAGCUGUGAAAUUUCUCAAAAAAAAGAUUUUUGUGAUAGUUUGUGAACAUUUGGACAGACUUGUUUUCUAUUUUAUUUCUGAUAAGGAAUGAGUAAGUAUUUUAUUUUUAUUUCUGUUUAGUCGGACAAAUACUUGUUACCAAAAUAUUCAGAACCACUUUGAGUUUACA
Galeopterus variegatus (Sunda flying lemur) is the source of this 864-nucleotide messenger RNA. It is a transcript of the gene POLR3G, whose product is annotated as polymerase (RNA) III (DNA directed) polypeptide G (32kD). Gene Ontology annotation, biological process: cell population proliferation; transcription by RNA polymerase III. The transcript is spliced from 7 exons. The coding region runs from base 26 to 697 and encodes 223 amino acids. Lineage: Eukaryota; Metazoa; Chordata; Mammalia; Dermoptera; Cynocephalidae. The record is from RefSeq and is a predicted model, not a curated record. Gene Ontology annotation, cellular component: RNA polymerase III complex.